Ceratosolen solmsi marchali is the source of this 3895-nucleotide messenger RNA. RefSeq names its product cold shock domain-containing Unr (gene Unr). Lineage: Eukaryota; Metazoa; Arthropoda; Insecta; Hymenoptera; Agaonidae. Gene Ontology annotation, molecular function: nucleic acid binding. The record is from RefSeq and is a predicted model, not a curated record. The transcript is spliced from 11 exons. The coding region runs from base 1093 to 3759 and encodes 888 amino acids.
GCUGAAUGUUGACAUUCAACAUGGCGGCAUGUCGUCAGUGCUGUGCUGUGUCGUGCUUGUGUAAUUGUUAGUUUAAGACAUUUUUGAAACGUUCAUUAUAAAUUCAACUUUUAAAAGCCGAAGAACAAGAAACGACAAUAUAGAAAUUAUUGAAACAACACAGCCACACUCAGCACGCAUUGAAGACAUCUGAGGAUUUUCAAGUCAUCAAUAUUUAUCCUUUCAAAUCUUUAACGUUUUUGAUUUGUACUUUUUAUAAGAGAUAACUGGCGUUUAAACUAAAACUCUAUUCUUCUCUUCACUCUAUUUCUCUUUAAUGCCUUCAAUAUCUGUAUUUAAAAAAUUAUAUCAAAACGGAAUUGUUGGGCACGCGACCACCGACUUAUAAAAAAAUCUCGUAUGUAUGUGAAUGGAAAGUAUCAUUGUUGGCACAUAUGAAUAUUGUGCUGAUAAUUUUAUACACUCUUAGAAAAUUGGUAAUAUACGAUAAAAAAAAAAGUUCAAUAAACUAGUGCAUUAUUUAUUUAUAUGUAACAUAUUAAAAGCUAUUCUGGGACUGUAAAAAAAUCUAUAUGCGAAAUUGCGUUUGCUUCAUCGUGGAAAGUGCCAACGAGUCACAAGUCGCUUGCCUUGAAGAUCGGUGCUUUCUCAAUGAAUGGUAUCGAUGAUACGUAAAAAAAAUAAGGUAGCUACCAAAUAUAGCAGCAACGAGACCAUUGCCUUCCUUUAAUCAUCCCAUAUAAAGAAAAGCGGGGAAGGUAUUAAAAGUUCUUUGGCAGCAUUUUGAGAAGCCUUUCUUCCUCUUUGUCAAGUUCUCGUAAAGUCGUAAAUAAUACAUAAACGAAGUUAUAAGGUACCAAGAACCAUUCUGUGAUAUCUAUGUUAACACUUAAAUAAUUGAAAAGACUAAAAUUUCUAAGUAUAAGUAUAUAAUAUCGUGAGUGGCUGUUAAGGCCAUAAAACAUUAAGGACAGAAGAAAAAGUUCGACUGAUCAUUUCCAUCACCUGCAACGAGACAAAGACAAAGAAACAUAAAUAUUAUAUAAAAGAGAGGGAUAGUAGUAAUCAUUAAAAAUAUAAAGAAUUUGAGAUAUGUCCAACAAUCCUCGGUGGAAAACUUUCCAGCCGCCAAUCAUGAACUCUGACCCAGCAAUAUUAGAAUGCAAGUCCAUGGCCAUUCCAAGUCCAAAAGUUAUCAGUGGCACUCAACCAACAAACAGUUAUCGCAAUGGUACCAAUUACAGUGGUGAUUUCACGGACUCGCCUCCAAGUUGUGGAAAGAACUCUACAACGUUCAAUAAUUAUUCAGGCGCACAAACUUCUCCUGGUAAUGGAACAGUGAGAUUUCCAAUCGGUACAUUUACUGGUUUAGAGGGAGCAGUGAAUUAUUCAGGGGAGCCAGUGACAACAAAUAAUUCUUAUCAAUCUGAUCAGUCGACGAACCAAGGCACACGUGAAACCGGCAUCAUUGAAAAACUUUUGCAUUCUUACGGAUUUAUUCAAUGUUGUGAAAGGCAAGCAAGGUUGUUUUUCCACUUUAGCCAAUUUAGUGGUAAUAUCGAGCAUCUUAAAAUUGGAGAUCCUGUAGAAUUUGAAAUGACAUACGAUCGUAGAACUGGAAAACCAAUUGCAAGUACUGUUAGUAAAAUUGCCCCCGAAGUGGUUUUAAGCGAAGAACGAGUAACAGGUAACGUAACAACAGAAUUACAAGCAACUGGUGAUUCUCAAGGCCGAAUCAGUUAUGAAAAUAGAGGCGAAUGUUUUUUUCUACCAUAUACCAAAGAUGAUGUCGAAGGAAAUGUAACUCUCCUUAACGGUGAUAAAGUCUCAUUUCAAAUUGCUACAAAUCAACGUGGAAACUUAGGAGCAUGCCACAUCAGAUUUGAAAAUCCAGUUCAUCCUGUUCGUUAUCGUGGUGUAGUAUGUUCAAUGAAAGAAAGCUAUGGUUUUAUUGAGCGGGCAGAUGUUGUUAAAGAAAUAUUCUUCCACUUCAGCGAAGCUAAAUCCAUGAACGAAGAAUUAAAACUUGGUGAUGAUGUUGAAUUUAUUAUACAAUCUAAAAAUGGAAAAGAAAUAGCACGUAAUAUAACAAAGUUGCCACCAGGAUCUAUUAUAUUCGAGGAAAUAAAUGAUGAAAUUAUCAAAGGGCAAAUUUUGAAACCACUUGAAAGGAGUCUCUUAGCUAGGCAAAGUGAUCCACUACCAGGCCGCAUUCGUUAUAGAGCACCUGAUCACUCUGAAGUCGAGGUAUCUUUUGGUGACAAAGAUCAAAAGGGUGAUUUUACAUUAAGACACGGAGACUGGGUUCAGUUUAGAAUUGCAACAGAUACUAGAGAUCAAUUAAAAAGGGCUACAGAAAUUUCAUUAUUACCUGAAUCUUUUACGGUAUCCGGUGAACGACGCGAACAGGGUGUUAUUGUUUCUUUAAGGGAUGGUUAUGGCUUUAUUCGUUGUGCUGAACGCGAAGGCAGAUUAUUUUUUCACUUUAACGAGGUGUUAGAUGUUGAUAGAGAAAUAUGCGUUAGCGAUGAAGUGGAAUUCACAGUUAUACAGGAUCCUUCUUCGUCAUUUUCUAAUGCAAGACAAAGUGGUAUUAGAUUGAAACACUUACCGUCUGGUACUGUACAAUUUGAAACUAUAAUAGAAUCCAAUGUGUUAGGUAAUGUAAUUAAAGAAAUCAGUGAUAACGAGCCUGGAUUAAUAGGCUACCUGAAGGACGAACAAGAAAAAAACAUUAUUUUCUUCAGUAAAGAUUGUAAUUUUAAAAAUAUUCCAAAACUAAAUGAUAAAGUUCGAUUCAAUAUUUGCCAAGUGAAAUCUAAUAAGAAGCACGUUGCUGAAAAUAUAUCACUUUUAAAUUCGGCCGGAGAAAAAAUUCAAAACCAAAAUAGUAAUAAAAAAUUUAUGGGAGAAAUGAUUCCAGGCUUUAUAGCUGCUCUCAAAGAUGGUUUUGGCUUUAUUGAAACAGUAACUCACGAUAAAGAAAUAUUUUUCCCAUUUAGCAAUUUCAACGGAGACGCGAGCUUUUUGGUAUUGGGCUCGGAGGUCGAGUGCAGCAUUAUCUCGGGAAACAAUAAUCGAGGCUCGGGUGGAUGUAUUGCCGCGGAGUUCGUGCAAAUACUACCUAAAGGGAGCAUUCCGAGACCAACGGUGUGUAGCGAGGUCCUGGACGGUACCGUGACUCGUCCAUUGCGUAGUGCCAAUCCCGAGCAGGCGGAAUACGCCGGAUUGAUAAAGGUCAAUCCAACGAGCGAGGAAGAAGAAACACCGGAGUACGAGUUCGGCAUAAUGGGUCUGUCGAACAAGCGCGAGCUCCUGCAGAUCGGCGAUCCCGUACAAUUCCAGCUGAACUCGGAAGGUCACGCCUGCAAUAUCGUAGUGGUGCGGAAAAAGCGCCGAGCAACCGUCGAUGCCGUCAAAGGACUCUUUGGCUUUUUGGCUUACGAGGUGGACGAGGGCAAGAAACUCUUUUUCCAUAUGAGCGAGGUGUGCAACAAUGUCAAACUGCAGCCGGGCGAUCAAGUCGAGUUCGUUUUGGUUACAAAUCAACGCUCCGGAAAGUCUUCGGCGUGUAACGUUGUGCGCUUAAGUGAUGCAAUACAGCAACAGCGGCCAGAACGAUUAAUAAGUCUGCGCACUGUUCCUUCGCAAGAUUCUGGGCCGAAAUUAACCGUAGUCAGACAACCAAAAGGUCCGGACGGAACCUAUGGCUUUAGUCAAGAAAGGAUUCAACGCAAACCAGGUGCCAUCGAAGAAUAAUGUUAACCGUUGUACCUAAUAUGACAGAAACGCAAGGAGUAAAGACAUAACCACGGAUUGCAUACCUACCUUACCUUUUUUUCGUCCAUGCACGUGUCUACGCCGAGAUUAUUGUAAUAAAUAAUAAUUGUUAUCA